AUGGAUGUCACCUCAUCCACCGGCGUGAGGUGGACGUUCGGAAUCGACUCUGACGUCCCGCCCCCGGAGCAUCGCAUCUCGGUGGGGUUUAGUCAAAUAAAACGUGCUUUUUUCACGGAUCUGAUGGGUUCAAUGGAAGGGAACGAAGAUUGGUCGCAGGGCAUCGCAGUCUCGCAAAGCCCGAGCGCGGAGGGGUCGUCAAAAAAGUUUUCCAUCCCCUCGGAUGAUAGUGAUGUGGAUGGCACUAUUCAGUCGAGUGAGUUGGACUCCGACACCGAGAUUGUGAAUGCAGAGGUGUCACCAUUGCUGGAAGUCACAGCGGUGCCGCUGUUGCCGGCCUCACGUAGAAGGAUUGUGAGGCAGUACAGUGUGGUGGCUCUAAGUGCGCUGGGAGGCGCCCUUCUUGUGGGCCUUUUGAAACGCGGCAUCGGCUCCGUUAUUCGCACUCUUGUGAGCGGUCUAGCUAUGACACAGCUGCUUCACUUGAUGGGCUACGCAGAUGUCCGGUGGAAACGGCUACUAAGCGAUUUGUGGAGUGUUUCUGAAUACAAACCAACGAGCAGCCCAUUCCGUGCGGCAAUUGCCGUGAUUGCCGGCUCUAUUGAACGCAAAAUUGCGUUUUUCUGUGGCAUGGCUGCCGGUGUGUUUCUUUCCUAG
Messenger RNA from Trypanosoma cruzi, 657 nucleotides. RefSeq lists its product as uncharacterized. The record is from RefSeq and is a predicted model, not a curated record. The coding region runs from base 1 to 657 and encodes 218 amino acids. NCBI's taxonomy places the organism in Eukaryota, Euglenozoa, Kinetoplastea, Trypanosomatida, Trypanosomatidae. The transcript has a single exon.